This is a messenger RNA of Komagataella phaffii GS115, 951 nucleotides long. RefSeq lists its product as uncharacterized. NCBI's taxonomy places the organism in Eukaryota, Fungi, Ascomycota, Pichiomycetes, Pichiales, Pichiaceae. Bases 1 to 951 code for a protein of 316 amino acids. The transcript has a single exon. The record is from RefSeq and is a predicted model, not a curated record.
AUGCCAACAAUCCCAGCAUAUAAAACGGUAAAUACGACUAAAUUCACCCGAUUAGUUAAUCAGAUAGGAAAGAAUAUAAGCAAAAGUCCCUUGAUGGAUUCUGCAAGUCCCCAGCCUAGUGAAUUGAACGUUCGUCCGGUGAAAGUCGUCAAACCUCUAGUAGUUUCAUUUGAUGCCUAUGAUACCAUCUACGAGCCAGUGGCACCGGUGCACCAACAAUACCAUGCAAUAGUUACGAGAUACAAAGGCAAUUGGCCGAGUGAGGAGGAGAUUUCUACCAGAUACAGACAGCACUACUCUCAAUUGUGUCAGGAGUAUCCCAAUUACGGUAAAUCAGCUGGUUGGCCUAUUGAGAUAUUCUGGAAAACGCUUUUGAAUAGAGUGUUUUACGAUGGAGAGCCUACAAUCAUGGACGCGGUCGUAUCUGAGAUUGCCUCUCAUUUCUCCUCUCAUGCAGCUUACCACGUAUUUGAAGAUGUCGAGCCUCUCCUACAAGCAUUGGCUAAGAAUGGGGUAAUACCGGCCGUGGCCAGCAACGCAGAUGAACAGGUGACCCACCUGGUGUUGCACACGUUCGGACUGAUCGAUUAUUUCGGCAAAGAGAACAUAUUUUUGAGCUAUCACCUAGAGCUUUCUAAACCCGAUCCAGCAUUUUUCGAAAAGAUAGGCACAAAGCUACUGGAGCUGAAAAAUGGAGAACAUUCAUUGAAAGGCUUGAGCAAGGCCGAGAUAAAAGACCAUUGGUGGCAUGUAGGAGACGAUUAUAAGAAGGAUGUUUUAUGUUCACAACGUGCUGGUAUUAGGAGUGUUUUGUUAGACAGAAAGGGCCAAUAUGGGUUCCUUAAAGAAGGAGAAGACAGCGUGAUAGUUCACGAUCGGUUCAUAGUGGCUCGGUCAUUGUUGGCGUUGAUAGAUUUAUUUGGCAUGAAUGAAUCUGGUAAGGGAGCUUAG